This is a messenger RNA of Salarias fasciatus (jewelled blenny), 2430 nucleotides long. It is a transcript of the gene dpagt1, whose product is annotated as dolichyl-phosphate (UDP-N-acetylglucosamine) N-acetylglucosaminephosphotransferase 1 (GlcNAc-1-P transferase). The record is from RefSeq and is a predicted model, not a curated record. Gene Ontology annotation, cellular component: membrane. The transcript has 9 exons. The coding region runs from base 261 to 1493 and encodes 410 amino acids. Gene Ontology annotation, biological process: dolichol-linked oligosaccharide biosynthetic process. NCBI's taxonomy places the organism in Eukaryota, Metazoa, Chordata, Actinopteri, Blenniiformes, Blenniidae. Gene Ontology annotation, molecular function: UDP-N-acetylglucosamine-dolichyl-phosphate N-acetylglucosaminephosphotransferase activity.
GGUGUGAGUCGUGGAGUUUACACAGUCUGCAGAUAAUGCCAUCAACAAACCGCAAUGACAGAUCGUGGAUUAUCUCUCUGAAUUAUGGAGCAGUUUUCCUUUAACAGUGGAUUUGCUGCAGUGCGUUUUGUUGUCAGGAAGACGACGUGACAUGCUUUGUCCCUCUGUGAACUGCCACAGCUCCUUCAUCGAUCGCCUGUGAAGGCAACGUCAGAUUAGCUUGAAACGUGAUCUGAUCUGUCACAGACAGAUCCACCGAAAUGCCUGGAAACAUGUCACCAGUACCCGUCCUGCCGCUGGUGAUCAACUGUUUAAUGUCCGCCCUGGGCUGCAUGGCCACGCUGAAACUCAUCCCGGCUUUCAAAGAUCAUUUUAUUUCAGCAAGAUUGUACGGAAUGGACCUAAACAAAACAUCCAAGAAGGAAGUUCCAGAGUCUCAAGGAGUCAUCAGUGGGACAGUCUUCCUCAUCAUCCUGUUCUGCUUCAUCCCAGUGCCUUUUCUCAGCUGCUUUGUAGGAGAUCAGUGCACGGGCUUCCCUCAUGAUGAGUUUGUGCAGCUGAUAGGUGCACUUCUGGCCAUCUGCUGCAUGAUCUUCCUGGGCUUUGCCGAUGAUGUGUUGAACCUCAGGUGGAGACACAAGCUCCUGCUUCCAACGAUGGCUUCCCUCCCGUUGCUCAUGGUCUAUUUUACCAACUUUGGCAACACAGUCAUAGUCGUGCCGAAGCCCUUCAGAGCUCUGCUUGGACUCCACCUGGAUCUGGGUAUCCUUUACUACGUCUACAUGGGAAUGCUUGCAGUGUUCUGCACAAAUGCCAUUAACAUUUUGGCCGGCAUCAACGGCAUCGAGUCGGGUCAGGCUCUGUUUAUCUCCGGUUCCAUCAUCAUCUUCAACCUGCUGGAGCUCAGUGGAGAUUAUCGUGAUGACCACGUUUUCUCCCUUUACUUCAUGAUUCCAUUCUUCUUCACCACGCUGGCACUUUUUUAUCACAACUGGUAUCCUUCGUCCGUGUUUGUCGGGGACACUUUCUGCUACUUUGCCGGCAUGACGUUUGCCGUGGUUGGCAUUCUGGGACACUUCAGCAAAACCAUGUUGCUGUUCUUCAUUCCUCAAGUGGUCAACUUUAUCUACUCCUUGCCUCAGCUUUUCCACAUCAUCCCUUGUCCCAGACAUCGGCUCCCCAGACUGAAUCCUGAAUCUGGCAAACUGGGCAUGAGCUACUCUAAAUUCAAAAUGAAGGACCUCUCUAAAUUGGGACAACUCAUUAUGAAGGUGGCGGAGUUAUUGAAGCUGCUCGAGGUGCGGAGAGGCCACGAGGGGGACGAUGAAUUUAUUGAGUGCAACAACAUGACUUUAAUAAAUCUGGUCCUGAAAGUGUUUGGCCCCAUCCACGAGAGAAACCUCACAGUCAUCAUGCUCAUCAUACAGGUAAUGGGCAGCGCAGUGGCUUUUGGGAUCCGUUACCAUCUGGUGCGUCUCUUCUACGACGUCUAGACGGCUCUCCCAGGGAAGAGCGCACACAGCUGACUGAAGCCCAUAUUGUUAUGGAACCGUUUCACAGGCUCAUGAUUCAUCUGCCUUUUUAAAGAUUUCAUGACCUCAUCGUUCCUUCUUCUGCCUCUGAUUCCUUCUGCAAUUGAGAAACUGAAAGUCUCAAUUAUAUAUGUCACAUUGUUAGAUCAUAUCUCAUACAAGGUUAAGCACUAUUGGUUUGACAGCAGUUCUGCAUUUUAUUCACAGGAUUUUCAGUAAUUACAGGCAAGCAAUUGUUACUGAGUCUGAACUAACACGUGUGUCUUGCCUGAAAGUAUAUUUUUGUACUUGGUUUUGUAAAGGAAAGUACAGCAACCGUGAGAUAAUGUGAUCUCAGAUGUAGUCGAAUUCCUGGGCUGACAUGCUUUUCAAAUGUAAAUAUUUGAUAGCCCUUUGACAAAAUGUAAAAGAAUAACAGAACAGUGUCCCUGCUUGGGCCGAGUGGGGAUCAGGAAAAUGUACCUCACACUUCAAACAUUACUUUGCAUGACUACUGAUCCAUGCAUGAGUGGAAAAGUGAAGAUCUUUUUUUUCUUUUGCUUAUUUCUUUUCUUUUCUUUCUUUUUUUUUUUUUUUUUACCUCUGGAACCAACAUAAACAAAGCAGUUAUUGUGAGGAAAAUAUGAGGGUGCGAAAAAUCAAUCCAAACCCCUCCAGGGAGAUGAUUUGUGUGGAGUCUUGUUAAAAAAAAGGCUUUAGGAUGAAAGAUGGUUCAGGAUGUCCAGACUAAUGUAAAUUGAUUGUGAUUGACAUACCAAACAUAAUCGAACUACCCUUUCUCCAAGGGGUUUAACAAACAUCAAUGUGAAGUCAGCUGGCACUGGACUGUUUUGUUGAAGAAUGUAACUACAACAUACUGUACACUAUUGAGAUUGAAAAAGCAAGUUAUGAAAUAAAA